UUGCCUUCAGACCACAGCGUCGAUCGGUGUGGCGAUAUUUUAAAAGUGUGAUUCGCGUGUGAUCUUUUUUUUUUUAAUUCAGUGUUAUAUUUCGGAGUAAAUAAAGGUUUAUAUAAUCGGAUAGUCAACAGUAAAAUGCGUGAAAACCUCUCAUGACAGUUGGAAUUGAAAAUACGAGCGGAGAGAAGAUGGCGGUCUCGAACAAUUCAUUCGCGGAAACAUACAACCGCCUGUUUGUUGAAUUAGCAGAUCCUCGAACUAAUGAUUGGUUCCUCAUUAAAAGCCCGAUACCAGGGCUCACCAUAAUAGGAUUGUAUCUAUACUUCACACUAAAAUGGGGUCCACGUUACAUGGCCGACAAAAAACCCUUUCAACUCCAGAAGACGUUAGUGGUCUAUAACUUUAUACAAGUUUUAGUUAGCUGCUGGUUGUUUUACGAGGGCCUCGACGCUGGUUGGUUGAGGACUUAUAGUUGGAAAUGUCAACCAGUUGAUUUUUCGUCGACACCUGAAGCGUUAAGGGUGGCACGUGGUGUUUACAUAUAUUUCCUUGCGAAAAUGUCAGAACUACUCGACACGGUGUUCUUCGUUAUACGAAAAAAAGACCGUCAGAUCACCUUUUUACAUUUGUACCACCACACCGUGAUGCCUAUGAUAUCAUGGGGAGCGACCAAGUACUAUCCUGGAGGUCAUGGAACUCUGAUAGGAGUCAUCAACUCCUUCGUUCAUAUAAUAAUGUACACAUAUUAUAUGCUGGCGGCAAUGGGACCUCAAUACCAGAAAUUCUUAUUCUGGAAGAAAUAUAUCACAACAUUGCAAAUGCUCCAGUUCUGCAUCGCUUUUAUUCAUUCCUCCCAGCUGCUCUUCUACGACUGCGGCUAUCCUCGUUGGUCUGUCGUCUUCACCCUCCCAAACUCCAUCUUCUUCUACUACCUCUUCUACGACUUUUAUUACAAGGCAUACGGUAAACCAGGAGACAAGAAAAAAGUUAAGAAAAAUGAGGAAAUCGUCAAUAAGCACACGAAGUCGAAUGGAAUUGCAAAUGGCGUUAAAUCCGAAAACGGCAUAGUAAACGGAAUCCUGAAUGCAGGAAAGAAGAUAGAUUAAUUCAAACAAGGGUAUUGGUUCAUAUUGUAAAUAUAUUAUCUUAAUACGUGUACCAUAUUUUAAAGGGAUUUUUUUAAUAUUAAAAUGUACUUUAAUUUUAACGACUCGACGUACCCGGAUAUAUGAUUUUUAAGUCUACGAAGCUGAUAAAAUACCACACCAGCAAAAGUGUUUCCAAAAAUGAUUGAGUCCUACAAGGUAAUGAUGCAUCGUGCAACUUAUCAUUUGAAAUAUUAAAAAAAAUAGGUCUUUUAGCAACCGCAAAUAAGUUGUAAGGCUUAGAAGUAUAUUUUUAUACUUCUCGAUUAUUAUAGUAUUAGAUAUAAAAAAAAACAAUUUUCGGUGAUAGUCACACCUUGGUUACCAAUUUUGUGAGGAAUUAUGGGUUUAUAAUGCAAAUAUUAAACAUAAUCUAGUUGUAAUGACUAGUAUUCAUGUUUGAUAGGCUAUUUUAUUUUUGGUCAUAUUUACCAAUAAUUAUAUUAAGCCAUAUAGAAUUAAGUGGAUGCAGAAAAUAUUUAUUAAUUUUAUUUUGAUAGAUGAUUUUCUGUUAACCACCCAAAAUAAUUUGAAAAUAGAUCUAGACAGUUUUGUAUAUAAGUACGAUAGUGUUAAAUACAUGAUAUAAUGAUAGUAUUUCUCCAAAUAUUUUAUUUUUAUUUGUUAAAUAUACUUUCAAUAAAAAUGUGCUACUUCCAUUCCGCCUCGAUGAGAACUCCGUCUUUAUUAAUUGCAAGUUGUCAAACUGAAUAUUAAGCGACACAAUAAAAAGAUCCCAAAGAGUUUGUACUGUAUUGAUGUUUUGUAAAAGCAACUUGAACUUGGUUCGUAAUAUGACAGAGUGAUAAACUACAUUGACUUCAAAAAUUAAUUAUAAUACAGUUAAAACCUUUUAUGGCGACAUCGUUUAGAACAACAUAUCGGUUAUUAUGACCAAAAUCAAAGGUCCCGGCUGAAUGCCAUAUAACUGUCUUAUAAAAAAUAUUGCUUUUUACGACAUUGCUUACUACGACAUACCGCAUUAAACGACCACAUUUGGCUAAUGUUUUCGAAAAUUUAUAUCUGUAGAACAACCAGCUGAUCCGUAUUGUAAACAAUUUGAAUAGGCACAGUGCAAUUAAUGGUCAAUGGCAAUUAUCAUAAAAGUCGUCACAGUAAACACGUGUCGAGUUUAGGCACAAAUUAAAGGUUUAGGGUCUUUUGUAAUUCUUAGCAACAAAACAAACGCAACCAAAUUGGUACACAAGACGCACCAAAACACAGUGUUGAGUUAAUUGUGAAACUGUCAACAUGUCGGAUGCAAAAAGAAAG
This is a messenger RNA of Vanessa atalanta (red admiral), 2417 nucleotides long. It is a transcript of the gene sit, whose product is annotated as elongation of very long chain fatty acids protein 7-like. The record is from RefSeq and is a predicted model, not a curated record. The transcript has 6 exons. Gene Ontology annotation, molecular function: fatty acid elongase activity. Gene Ontology annotation, biological process: very long-chain fatty acid biosynthetic process; fatty acid elongation, monounsaturated fatty acid; fatty acid elongation, polyunsaturated fatty acid. NCBI's taxonomy places the organism in Eukaryota, Metazoa, Arthropoda, Insecta, Lepidoptera, Nymphalidae. Bases 153 to 1106 code for a protein of 317 amino acids. Gene Ontology annotation, cellular component: endoplasmic reticulum membrane.